Ectocarpus sp. CCAP 1310/34 is the source of this 4250-nucleotide messenger RNA. NCBI's taxonomy places the organism in Eukaryota, Phaeophyceae, Ectocarpales, Ectocarpaceae. The record is from the annotation of a GenBank genome assembly.
AGCUUUCGUUUGAGCACCUCCGCGUGUCGAUCGGGUCAAGCACUCCCGAGAUACAGCACAGCCCUCACCCACACCCCUUAUGUGGGGCAUCUUUGCCCUUUUCGGGGUCCUGCUGCUAAGCAUGGGACGUAAGAGAGUAGACCCAGAGCAGGCCCAGAAGGCUGUAGAUGCGGUACGCAGCGGUGAGAUGUCGCUCCGCGUUGCUGCGAGGACCUACGGGUUACCGCUAGCCUCGCUGCACGACCGUGUGAAGAACAAGGUGGCCAUAGAUGCGAGGGUUGGUCCCGGGACUGUCCUGAGCAAGGAGGAGGAAGAUUUCGUAGAAGACGUCUUGAUCUACGCCUCCCGACACUUCUUGCUGUUGGGUCGGAGGGAGCUGAGAGACGCUGUGCGCAACAUCUGCACCGACGGGCGCAAGGUGCCCUGGGACCCAGACAAGGGCCCUGGGGACAGCUGGCUUGAGGGGUUUAUGGCGAGACACCCGGGUUUGUCGGAGCGAGCCACCCACAUCUACGAAGCAAACCGGAUUAACGAAGACGGCGAGCCUCGCCUUCAAGCUUUCUACAAAGCAUGGGCGGAGUACCUGGAGGAGACCAAGCUCCCGCCGGAACGCAUCCUCAACACGGAUGAGACAAGUUCGACCCCUCAAGGUACAAAGUCGGGGAAGGCAAUCGUCGCAAGAGGCACCAAGGUACCCGGCGCGAGGCGUUCCAAUUCGCGAGAAAAUACGACGGUGGUCGCCACCAUCGGUGCCGACGGCCACACGUUCCACCCUACCAUCAUCUUCAAAGGCCAGCGUAUGCAACCCGCUUGGAUCCAGGACAACAACGGCGUCCCCGAUGCGAAGUACACCGUCACGGAGUCAUCCUUCAUCCAGAGCCACGUCUUCCUGGACUACCUUCGAGACCUCCGCAAGCAGCUCGAUGCGCGCGGCUUGCUGGGCAAAGCUGCCCUUGUGCUCGACGGCCACGCCUCACACACGACCUUCGACGCCAUCAGCUUGGGCAUCUCCCUGGACAUGGACCUAUUCCAGCUUCCAUCCCACACAUCGCACAUCACCCAGCCCUUGGACGUCGGUACGUUCGGAACCUUCAAGAUGGAGAUCACCAAGGUGCUCACGGCCUACCCGCUAAAGAACGGGGGGAGGAGUCCGGUGAAGCGCGACAUGGCUGGCGUGAUUGCGGAGGCAUGGGCAGGGAGCUUCACGCCUGAGAACAACAAGGCGGCGUUCAAAGGGUCGGGCUUGUGGCCGGUGAGCAUGGAGAAAGCUAUCAACAGACUACACAGCAAGAGGAAGCAACGGGACCAUGACCGCCCUAUUCGUGAAGACCUCGCCGUGGUUGCCUCUAAGGAUCAACUCGAGCGAGACCUCGGCCGCGCUGCCCUCCUGGAGCUGAAAAGACACGGGCUGAUGAUCGAGGGGCUCCGUGUCAACACCGUGUUCCUUGGCGGGCUCACCCGCCUCACCAAGCGCACCAAGGCUUUCGCGACCGUUCGGGCGGGGGGGGGGAAGCCCGAAGGUGGUCUGCUGUCCGCCGAAGAACAUCUUGCUCAGGCCAAGAAGGACCAAGAAGCGAAGCAGGCAGCUGAGGAAGCAAAGGCGGCACGCGCGGAGGCAAGGGCAACGAAGGAGGCCAACCAACAAUCUGGAGCAGUUGGUGGGCGGGGCGGCGGGCAGGGCGGCGGGCGGGGCGGCGGGCGGGGCGGCGGGCGGGGCGGCGGGCGAGAGGGGGGGAGAGGUGGAGGGCGCGAGGGUGGGAGAGGUGGAGGGCGGAGCGGGGGGCGUGGCGAAGGACGGGGCGGGGAACAGGACGGAGGGCGGGGAGAGAGGAGCGUGAGGGUUGAGCUAAGCGGGACGCGGACGGCGAUCAGGGGGCGCGGUGGCGGUGGGCGAGAGGGGCGUGGCAGAGGACAGGGUGGCCAGGACCGCACCACUGGUGCUCGUGGAGAGCAAAUGGGGGCGGGAGGGCGGGGGGGGGACGAGGGGAGAGGUGCUCCCGUCCAAGGAGGAGCGGGACGGCCGAGAGGGGCGGCGGUUCCCUUGGUUCACCCGCCGCCGUCGGCGGCUCCCAUUUCUUCCCGAGGACGGCAGCGGAUCCCGACACCAAUCGUUGAUGUUUAGACCAGGGCAGAUGCUUUGCGGUUGUUGUUGUUUUUCUGGGCUACUAUUGUCUAGGCGGUGGAUGAAUUAGACUAUACGAGUAAAGCAGAAGAUUAGGUGGUUUGUGGGGGCAUGUGGAGAUGGUUAGGGUGCACCCCAGCAGCGCGGGGGGGGCGGGGGGGUUGAUACCGGGAAACCCGGGGAUAUGGUAAUUUUGUCCCCGGGCAUGCAUGAUUUUUUUUUUUUUUUUCAACAGCGUUUCUUGUGAUAAAACAAACCUACACACCAAAGGGCGUCUUGUGGGAAUGUAAGAUGACUGUGAAAAAAGGGAAAUGGCCUUGGGGUUCUUGCGGAGAAUUAUAGCGGUAGCGGCCGGGUCAAGGGGUGCCUGUUUGAACGGGCAUUACAUCACAUGCGCGAAGUUUUUCGUCCUAAUUUUUUUUUCUUGAGUCUGUAUAUGAUCAGAUUAGACCCACUGUGCAAUAAUCUCUUAGUUUUGGCUCUUUUCAUGUGUGCAGCACCGCCGUACGGUCAAAAAUGGGGUAAAAUCCGUCCCCGAUUUCAGGCGGAAAACCCGGGGAUGUGAGGAUUUUGUCCCCGGGCGUGGAUCGAUUCCAUUUUUUUUUUUCCUAAACGGAUAUAUGUUGCGACAGACGUAUCUCCACAAAAAAUCAGAUCAUGAAACGCUUCAGAACGCACGAAAGCAGCUACAAAGCUAAAGUGUUCGUUAAUUGGGGGGGGGGGUUUUUCCUGCAUUUUCAGCUAAACAAUGGAAUGCACUGCAUCAGCUCUAUCUCGUUGACACGAACGAUUUUUUUUUUUUUUUUUGGGAGGUAGCCUAUAAUACAAGCUAUCGUCCGGUACCCACAAAUACAUCAUACUCCUCUUCAUGCCCGAGAACGAGCUGUUGGCGCGAGGGGUGGCUUAAGCGUUCGUUAAUUGGCCGGUUUACUCUAUAUAUCUCCACGCGUCGUCAUCGUCGCCGUGCGUACGUUUUGAUUGUCGCCACCGCCCACCCCGGCACCAGCCCAGUCUCCUUCUCCAAGCGCCGUCUCUCGACUUCUACUUAUAUCGUGCAUACAGUUGUCUGCCAAUCUAUGCGCUCCUCCCGUUAUUACCCCUCCCCUGUACGGUUGUCUCCGCCUCCUCACGGAGCCCCUCCCCUACCCCCCUACCCCCUCUUCCGCUUCUGGCCCGCCUUGGCGUGGACAACCACCCUUUCGUGGCUCACCCCUCCCGGAUGUUGGUACAUACACUCGACCCUCGUCCUUGCGGCGUGCGUGCACACCUGGCUCUCCUUGAAGGCGUGGCACUCCGCGUCCUUCCUCUCCGUCGCGGGGGCUAUCAUCGUCAUACGGGUGAUCCCGGCGCCGCCACCCUCACCCCCCCGCGCCGCCGCCGGUCGCCGAUGCCCCCGCCCCUUCCCCCCAGCGCCAUUGCCGGUGUUACUGGUGGGAUAUCCCUCUUGGUUCCACCCCGCCGCCUUGCGUCCGGCUGGUGUAAUUGGGGCUGUGGUGCUCAAUCCGCCCGUUAAUGUCCGCAGCUCCUUCUUGAGCCUCUUCUGGCUGCCUUGUCUGCGCCAUCCCGCUACAAGAAAACUAGCGAUGUCGACGCCCCUUCUGCAGCCUAUCCUCCCACUUCCUUCCUAUUCGACUGUCUGUCGCCACCCGCUCUCCUUCUUUGCUGCUUCCGCCCUUUGCUUGCUCUCUAAUGGGUCAGGUAUGGGUGGGACCCUGGGACAAACGACAAACGUGUGGUGUGCCACAGCGGCGCAACAGCCAUGUCGCCAUGUGUCAUGUGUCAUGUGUCGCGUGUCGCAUGUUUUUUUGCGCCGCGUCGCUGUUCUCCAGACCGUUCCUGAGACGCGAAACGUGAAAUCUCCAGAAUCCAGCAAUCCUAGCCCAACCCACGGCCUCCCGUUCACCCCCGUUAGGCCGUACGGCUACGUGGUUCAAGACUGCGACGAAAUCACACCGUUUCAACUUGCUUCACACCUUGAGCUGACCGGAUUUUCGUCCCUUGCUGGUGUUUCCACAGGUGCUGGAGAAGACAACACGAUACCAAGGCAAUCACUUCCAGCUCCGAUUGCUGCCCAGACGACAGCAAGCACUCGUUCGAUAACAAAGCAGGUAUCGCACCCCCGGCCGCU